Molecule: messenger RNA, 2125 nt
Organism: Coregonus clupeaformis (lake whitefish)
Lineage: Eukaryota; Metazoa; Chordata; Actinopteri; Salmoniformes; Salmonidae
Product: sodium-dependent neutral amino acid transporter SLC6A17-like
Biological process (GO): glycine transport; proline transport; alanine transport
Cellular component (GO): synaptic vesicle; plasma membrane
Source: RefSeq, a predicted model, not a curated record
UGUCUGUCUGUCUCUCUCUCUCUCUCCGCCUCCCACUCCCCUCCCAGCUCCCCCCUCAGCAUUCCUGAUGCGUACGAACAGUAAGGUGACGCAGCGUGAGCACACCAAUGAGCAUGUCACAGAGUCGGUGGCAGACCUGCUCGCUCACGAAGAGCCUCUCGACUACAAGAACAGCUCUCUGAAUGUUGGAGGGGUCCCCGGGAAGAAGAUCGUUCUUGAGCCCCCAGAGAACGAUGGCCGCCCGGCCUGGAAUAGCAAGCUGCAGUACAUCCUGGCCCAGGUGGGCUUCUCUGUGGGGCUAGGAAACGUCUGGCGCUUCCCUUACCUGUGCCAAAAGAAUGGAGGAGGUGCCUACCUGGUCCCAUACUUCAUCCUCCUCAUCCUCAUCGGCAUCCCACUCUUCUUCCUGGAGCUGGCGGUGGGCCAGAAGAUCCGUCGUGGGAGCAUCGGGGUGUGGAACUAUGUGUGCCCCCGCCUGGGCGGGAUAGGGGUGUCCAGUCUAAUGGUGUGUGGCUUUGUGGGGCUCUACUACAAUGUAAUCAUCGGCUGGAGCAUAUUCUACUUCUUCCAGUCCUUCCAGUACCCACUGCCAUGGGCCGAAUGCCCUAUCAGGAGGAAUGGAUCAUUAGCAAUCAUGGAGCCUGAGUGUGAGAAAAGCUCGGCCACCACCUACUUUUGGUACCGCCAGACCCUGAAUACCAUCAGCACCAUCGCAGAUAGCGGCGGCCUGAACGUCAAGAUGACCCUGUCUCUGCUUGUGGCCUGGAUCAUCGUCUGUCUGGCUGUCAUCAGAGGUAUCGCGUCCUCCGGGAAGGUGAUGUACUUCAGCUCUCUGUUCCCCUACGUGGUGCUCUUCUGUUUCCUGGUGAGAGGUUUGCUGUUGAAGGGCGCUGUUGAUGGCAUCGCACACAUGUUCACUCCCAAGCUGGAGAAGAUGCUGGAGCCCCAGGUUUGGAGGGAGGCAGCCACACAGGUGUUUUUUGCCCUUGGCCUGUGCUUCGGUGGAGUCAUCACCUUCUCCAGCUACAACAAGAUAGACAACAACUGCCACUUUGACGCCGUGCUCGUCUCCAUUAUCAACUUUGUCACCUCCAUCCUGGCUACUCUGGUGGUGUUCGCUGUGCUGGGCUUCAAGGCAAACCUUAUGAACGAGAAGUGUGUCAUAGAGAAUGCAGAGAAGAUCCUUGGCUACCUGAACUCUAACGUGCUGAGUCAUGACCUCAUUCCGUCACACGUGAACUUCUCCCAGCUGUCCACCGUAGAUUACGCUGAGAUAUACGGCGUCAUCAAGACUGUGAAGGAGGGCAGCUUCGCCGAGCUGGGCCUGGACCCCUGUGUCCUGGAGGAUGAGCUCAACAAGUCAGUGCAGGGUACAGGAUUGGCCUUCAUUGCCUUCACAGAGGCCAUGACUCAUUUCCCGGCCUCUCCCUUCUGGUCCGUCAUGUUCUUCUUCAUGCUCAUCAACCUGGGCCUGGGCAUGAUCGGCACCAUGACAGGCAUCACCAUGCCCGUCCUUGACACCUACAAGGUCCAGAAGGAGCUCUUCACAGUGUGCUGCUGCAUCAUAGCCUUUUUCUGUGGCCUGCUCUUCGUCCAGCGCUCUGGGAACUACUUUGUCACCAUGUUUGAUGACUACUCCGCUGGUCUGCCACUCACUGUCGUGGUCAUCCUAGAGAAUGUGUCAGUGGCCUGGAUCUACGGCACCAAGAGGUUUAUGCAGGACCUGGAGGACAUGUUGGGUUUCCGGCCCAAUGCCUUCUAUUUCUACAUGUGGAAGUACGUCUCCCCUUGUUGUCUCAUCGUUCUCAUUAUGGCUACUGUCAUCGAGAUGGCCAUCAGCCCGCCAGGGUACAAUGCAUGGGUGGAGGAACUGGCUCAGGAGCGUUUCCAGAGCUACCCUCCCUGGGCAUUGGCCAUGUGCUUCUCCCUCAUCGUGGUGGCCAUGCUUCCUCUCCCCAUCGUCUUCAUCGCCCGCCACUUCAACCUGAUGUCUGACGGCUCCAACAAGCUGUCCGUCUCCUACCGCAAGAGCAUGAUGAAGGACAUCUCCAACCUGGAGGUGGACGAGACACGCUUCAUCCUGGGCAAGAACCCAGGAGAGACACCUUCGCCCAACUGCUUAUAG